AUGGGGGGCCAGGGCUCUAGAAGGGAGCGAGAGUGCCUAGGAAUAGGGCUGGGGCUUCGGGUUUGCAAGGUGCUGGGAGCUCUGCAGGCAGGCUUUGGCCGCUCCCUACAUGUGGGCUGUGGGCUUCCAGGAGUAGAGAAGGACCCUGGGCACAGCAACCGCAGUGAAGACCGCUCUGAUGUGGAGGAGCUGGAGAGCAGCGGGUGGAUCGGCCAGGACACUGUGAAAGCCCUGCAUGCUUCAGGAGCCCACACAGUGGCUGUCAGCCACCCUGAUGCUGACUUGGCCAGCCUCUCCAAAGAGUGUCCUGGGAUACAGCCUGUGUGCAUGGAUCUAGGAAACAAGGAAGCUAUGGAGCAAGCACUGGGCAGGGUGGGAUCUGUGGACCUGCUGGGUUCUGCUACUGCUCUGGUUUUGAUGCAACCCUUCUUGGAGAUCACCAAGGAGACCUUUCCCAGGUCCUUCAAUGUGAAUCUUCGUUCUGUGGUUCAAGUGUCCCAGGUGAGCCAGCGGGAAGGUGUGGCCCGGUGCUAGCUGGCUGGGCAGGGUGUGGCAGGAUCCACUGUUAACAUCUCCAGCAUGGUGGCCCAUGUAACUUAUCCCAAGCUGAUCACCUGAGUGAGCUCCACUAAGUCCGCAAUGACCAUGCUGACCAAAGAGGCCAUGGAGCUGGGGCCCCACAAGAUAAAGAACUCUGUGAACCCCACGGUGAUGCUGACCGUUGUGGGCAAAAAAGUCACGGCUGACCCUGGGCUCUCCUGAAAGCUGAAGGAGCGCCAUCCACUGAGGAAUUCUGCAGCAAAGGCCCUGGACUAG
Octodon degus (degu) is the source of this 816-nucleotide messenger RNA. Its product is annotated as carbonyl reductase [NADPH] 2. Gene Ontology annotation, biological process: xylulose metabolic process; glucose metabolic process. Gene Ontology annotation, molecular function: carbonyl reductase (NADPH) activity; L-xylulose reductase (NADPH) activity. The record is from RefSeq and is a predicted model, not a curated record. NCBI's taxonomy places the organism in Eukaryota, Metazoa, Chordata, Mammalia, Rodentia, Octodontidae.